GGAACAGUACCCACAAUAAAAAGCUGAAAAGAAAGGAAAACGAGAUCUACCUCGAACCUCUCUCCACCCUCCACCACUACACACAAACACACACACACCCCUCUUCUUCCAACAACAACAACAUCACCACUACUAUCAUACCCAUCCUCCUCCCUUCACUUUCUCUCUCUAUAUCCUUCAAUUAAAUUCUAGAGAGAGAUUCUCCUCACAAAGAAUCAAAUCCCUGUCUCCACCUCCACUGCCACCACCACCACCACCAACAACGCUUUUCCUUUCUUUAUCCUAAACCGUUAAAUUAAAAAAAAAAAAAAUGAAUACCCAUUUGUUUCAAUUCAACACCCACAUCACAAAAUCUUGUCUUUAUUGAAAAUCAGUCCAAACCAGUGAGCAUAGAAGGGAAACAGGGAAGUGGGGUGUGUCAGAUUUGAGGAACAAACAAUGAGGGAAGAUGAUUCGAAUUGGUUUUCAAGAUGGGAAGAGGAACUACCUCGCCAAGAUGAACUCAUGCCCUUAUCACAAACCCUAAUCACCCCUGAUCUAGCCGUGGCCUUCGACAUCAGAAACCCACAACAACAACAACAACAGCAACAACCACUACCACCACCUCCUUCCAACCCUUCUUCUCUCCCUUCCCCAACCAACCCCACACAACCCACCUCCGCCGAGUUCGCCGAUUCCGGCGAACUCGGCUCCGGCACCGCCGGCGAGGAACCCGCCCGCACCCUCAAGAGGCCACGCCUCGUGUGGACCCCACAGCUCCACAAGCGCUUCGUCGACGCCGUGGCGCACCUUGGGAUCAAGAACGCCGUGCCCAAGACCAUAAUGCAGCUCAUGAGUGUUGACGGUUUAACCAGAGAAAACGUCGCCAGCCAUUUGCAAAAGUAUCGCCUUUACCUCAAACGCAUGCAGGGGAUUUCCUCCGCCGGAGCCGGCGGCGCCGGCGGUGGAGGUGGCGGUGCAGCCGUCGCCGACCCCGCCACGGACCACUUGUUUGCGAGCUCCCCCGUGCCGCCGCAUUUCUUGCACCCGGCGGCACGGGCUAAUUCCGAGCAUUUCAUGCCGUUUGUGCCUGUCCCCGCCCUCCAGCACCACCACCACCACCAACAGCAGCAGCAGUUGGCGGCGGCGCAGUAUCACCGGCAGGUGGGGCAUUUUGGGUCGCCGCCGAAUGGUCACUUUGAGAAUCCCUUCCUUUCUAGGCAGUCUCAGCAGCAGCAGCUUCAUAGGAUUGGGGCACCUGUGCACAACCCUGUACCUGGUUAUGUAGAGGACAUGGAAUCAGCUAACGCAGCAUCAGGAGGGAGAAAGGUUCUUACUUUGUUUCCAACCGGAGAUGAUUGAAUUUGGGAUAUAUAUAGUAUAGUGGACUAGUUGUCUGGUCUCCUUAGUUCCACCUUAUUGUUGUCUUGUGAAGUGAAGUUAAUGUUUGGUGGUGGUGGUGGUGUAUUUGAGUUUGGUCAGGGUCUUUGUUGUUAAUUUGUGUUAGGGUUAUUGAUAAUCUUGGUGUUACUAAUUGGUAUAGGAGUUCAGAUUAAGUCUGCAGAUCUAAAAGCUCCAGCAGCGCAGUCAUGCUUUUGUGGCAUACUCAGGUGGGGUCUCAUGAUAAUGAGUAUUUGAAAUCAAUUGGUUGAGAUUCUACUUUGGUGUCCUCCCUGUAGAAAACUCAUUCUGUAAUUACCUUGUUGGUAGCAGUCUAUAUGGUUUAGCUUCUGGUGACUGACAUUCAUCAUGAUGUCACUUUUGGACAGCAAUAAUGUCUUUUGAGUCUUUUUGUGAAUUAGUAGUUGUGUGCUGUUAGGACUUCCUCUAUGUUGAUUUAUCCCAUAGUUGUCCGGGAAUCGGCUUCAGCUCAACGUGAUCCAGAGUGUUACUGCUUGGGAAGUUUUCUAUUGGCAUUCAUGGCAGGAGUGGCAAAAGCAACAAGCUUGGUAUUUAUGUCUGCAGGUGGUAAUAAAUACGGAUUACACUCGGUAGAAACUAAUGGAAGCAUAUCUGGUUAGCACAUUUGGUUGUGAAUUCUUCCACUAAAUCCGGGAACCUCUAUUGCGAAAGACUUGUUUCCUCUGUGUCAAGUUUUGUGUCCUGUAGAGGUGAGUUGUACAUUGUUUGAUUCUAUAGAAGACUUAAAUGCCUGAUGUAAGGCAAUCGUUUAAAAUUCUAAUCUUACUCCAGUGUGGGGUUAAUUUCUAUAUUCUAGAUGAACUCAAGUAAACUAGUUUCCAUAAUUUGUAGGUUUACGUUGCUUAAAAGAAAACAAUAAGUUUAUGUUUACUUAGUUGUGUAUUUCUUCUUUGACUAUAAUUCCCUAUUCCCUCAUGUUCUAAGUAGUGAGGCUCCUAGUGAGUCGUACUAUUUGAUGAUCAAUUUGCUCAUGACCAGUAUAUUGCUAUACUACACAUUAUAGGCAUAAGGGAUACUGUUCCAACUGUUUACAUUGGCUUUCU
Gastrolobium bilobum is the source of this 2444-nucleotide messenger RNA. Its product is annotated as transcription factor MYBC1-like. Lineage: Eukaryota; Viridiplantae; Streptophyta; Magnoliopsida; Fabales; Fabaceae. Gene Ontology annotation, biological process: regulation of DNA-templated transcription. The record is from RefSeq and is a predicted model, not a curated record. The coding region runs from base 439 to 1341 and encodes 300 amino acids. Gene Ontology annotation, molecular function: DNA binding; DNA-binding transcription factor activity. The transcript has a single exon. Gene Ontology annotation, cellular component: nucleus.